CCUUCCUUCUAAGUCAUCCAAGGCACCAUUGCGAAACCCUUCUCUCUCCUCGUUUUCUCUGUCUCUAGCACACCAGCAGCUCAAGCUAAAACACAUAAAUCCCAUUCCCAUAUGUGAGUUCUUGUUGAUUCCAUGAUAUAAUUAUGUGAAAAAGAGAGAGAUCGAAAAUGGAACUGGGAGCAGCAGCAACUUCAAAACCCCCACAAAUCUCAGAAAUGUUUCAGAAAUUUGCAAUCGCAUUCAAAGCUAAGACGUUUGAAUUAUUCGCCGAGGAAGAAGAAUCCGCCGCUAAUUCUGCCGCCGUAUCGGCCGCCGUCUCCGACAACGAAGAUGGGUUCACUCUUCUUGACUCCACCGAAGAUUUCAUCACCGAUCAGAAGGUUAUAAUCAUCAAACCCGACUUGAAAAGUCAAAAUCAAAUUGUUUCUGCUUCAAUCAUACAACCUUUCAAUACGCGCUUCGGUAAUUAUCUAAUUUCAUCUGUUUUCGCUGUAAUUUCAUCGUUUGAAGCUUCUUAUCUUCAAUUACAAACAUCCCAUGUGCCGUUUGACGAAGAAGGGAUUAUGAUUAAUGAUAAAGCUUUAGUCAAUCAACUUCAGAAACUUUAUGAUUUGAGGGGAUUGUAUAUAGAUUCUCGAAAGAAUCCAGACUUUAAUCUUGAUUUUACAACUAGGUCUUGUUUGGAAGCUCAAGUUAAUGAGAAUCAGAACAAGUUAAGAGCCUUGGAGACCAUGUUUAAUAGACUACAGUCUGAUAUUGAUGGUAAAGAUGAUAAGGUUUUGAUGUUAAAGAAGCAAUUGGGGGAAACUGAAGACUGUAAUUCCAAGUUGUCAAUGAAAUUGUCAAAAAACUUGAAACCCCCAAAUGGGUUUUUGCCGACAAUUAGGGUUUUUGAUUCAAUGCUGCGUGAUGCUUGUCGAUCUUCACAUCGGUUUACAAAACUUUUGAUCCAGUUGAUGAAGAAAGCAGGGUGGGAUUUGGGUUUAGCAGCUAAUUAUGUUCAUCCUGAUGUUGGGUAUGUUAAAAAAGGGCAUAAUCGCUAUGCCUUUUUGUCAUACGUCUCUUUAGGUAUGUUUCAAGGUUUUGAUUCCGAAAAUUUCGGUUUGGCUGAGAAUGUAGCUUCUAAUGAUAAUUCAAUGGAAUUAUUUGAGCAUGUAUUGGUCAAUCCAUUGGAGACUUUAAAUAAGAACCCUAGUUGUGCUUUCUCAAAAUUUUGUGAAAGAAAGUACGAAGAACUUGUCCAUCCAACAAUGGAAUCUUCAAUAUUCAAGAAUUUGGACAGAAAGAAGGAGGUUUUGGAUUCAUGGAGGUCUUUAAGUGUAUUCUAUGAGGCGUUCGUUAAUAUGUCUAGCUCAAUGUGGUUACUUCAUAAAUUGGCUCGUUCAUUUCAUCCAACGGUUGAGAUCUUUCAGGUGGAAAAAGGGGUUGACUUUUCGAUGGUUUACAUGGAAGAUGUAACCAAAAAAGAUGCAUACCAUGAUAAGGGCAUAUCAGAGGUUGGGUUUACAGUCGUACCCGGGUUCAAAAUUGGGAAAACAGUCAUCCAAUCUCAAGUCUAUCUAACUGGAUCAAACCGUACAAAAUAGGAACUUUCAGUUGCAAGAAUGGCGAAUCAAUAACAUUAGAGCCCAACUGGUUGACCACUUGAUGUUUGUGAAGCUGGUUGGAUGUUCAGAGUUUUGAUCUUGCGGUUUACAAGCGAGUUUUCUGGUAAUGUAUUUAAAAUAUCACAUUUAUCGUUCGUUUUUAGCUUCUUUUGAGUGCUUAGUGUCGUGUAGAGAUUUCAAUCUGUACAGAAGUUCCUUUGGUCGAUCGUUUCCAUCUUGUGUAUUGGGGAUGGGGUGAAGAUAAAUGAAUUGUAUGUUACUCCAAAGUUGUGAAAAAUAUCAUAGCACUUCCCGAAA
Messenger RNA from Cynara cardunculus var. scolymus (artichoke), 1904 nucleotides. RefSeq names its product protein GRAVITROPIC IN THE LIGHT 1. The transcript has a single exon. The record is from RefSeq and is a predicted model, not a curated record. Gene Ontology annotation, biological process: response to red or far red light; negative gravitropism. Lineage: Eukaryota; Viridiplantae; Streptophyta; Magnoliopsida; Asterales; Asteraceae. The coding region runs from base 168 to 1586 and encodes 472 amino acids.